Messenger RNA from Fibroporia radiculosa, 2106 nucleotides. RefSeq lists its product as uncharacterized. Gene Ontology annotation, molecular function: transmembrane transporter activity. The transcript has 7 exons. Bases 1 to 2106 code for a protein of 701 amino acids. Lineage: Eukaryota; Fungi; Basidiomycota; Agaricomycetes; Polyporales; Fibroporiaceae. The record is from RefSeq and is a predicted model, not a curated record. Gene Ontology annotation, biological process: transmembrane transport.
AUGGACACCAUUGCUGCCGCUUCCCAUUCACGCUCCACGCUGAACACGAUGGCGUCGCUCCCAUACCGGGUGGACCCAGAGCAAUAUCACAUCUACGGCCACAGACGCGCCGUAGUCGUAGUCGCCCUUGCUCUAGUCUUGUUCAUCUCUGCGCUCGACUCCACCAUCGUUUCCGUAGCACUGCCGGUCAUUGGAGCUGACUUUGACGACUACUCACAGGCAAGCUGGAUCGUCACCGCUUAUUUGAUAACCUACACAGCGUUCCUUCCCAUUGUCUCGAAAUGCACGGACAUCUUUGGACGAAGACCCGUCCUGGUAUUUUCCACGCUAUUUUUCAUGCUUUGGUCUGGAGCUUGUGGCGGUGCCAAGACCAUGAAUCAACUCAUCAUAUUUCGCGCUCUGCAGGGAAUCGGUGGCUCGGCGAUUUAUUCUGCUGUUAUUGUUACAAUUAGUACCAUUGUUCCUAGAAUAGAAAUUGCCAAAUAUACCCCAAUGAUUGGCACAGUGUUUGCUAUGAGUAGUGUCGCAGGCCCGCUCAUCGGAGGUGCAAUCGUUUCUCAUAUCCAUUGGGGCUGGAUAUUCUUCGUCAAUUUGCCCAUAGGUGCCAUUGGCACUUGCUUUCUCCUUUAUGGAUUGAAAGAUCCACAGCAAGAACCUCUCAGCUGGAACAUGAUUGCGCGUCGUGUAGACUGGAUAGGCAGCUUUCUCCUCCUCGCUAGCAGUGUCCUACUUUCCUUUGCACUACAAGUAGGGGGCUCAACAUACCCGUGGAUUUCGGCCGAAGUUCUUGCUCCCAUCGUCAUAUCUGUGUGCCUGUUACCAGCUCUCGUAUACUUCGAGACUCGUCAUCCAGAACCCCUCAUCCCGCUGAAUUUAUUCAAUGGCCGGAAUUACACCCUAAUCGUCACCUUCACACUCUGUCUCGGAGCUGGCUUUUACACAACUACGAUAUUCCUCCCACAACGGAUGGAGGUGGUCGAUCUUGUCUCACCGAUCACGGCAGGGAUACGGAUGCUCCCACAGCUCCUCCUCACAGGGCUCAUGUCCAUUGUGGCCGGUGGAAUCGUCGUGAAGACACGUCGCUAUCGUGGAAUUAUGUGGGCUAGCGCAUCCAUUGGCCCUAUUGCAUGUGGCCUUCUCUCCAUCCUCACCGCACACACGUCCUUUCCUCAGCAGUACGGUUUCGAGGCGCUCGCAGGUAUCGCCUUCGGGACGACAUUGCCCGUGUCGACAAUCAUCGUGCAAUUUGGCACUGAGCGCUCAGAGAUCGCCGCUGCUACGGGUUUCCAGUCGUUCGCGCGCCAGCUCGGCGCGCUCAUCGGCAUCGCUGCCGAUACUGCUAUCUUGAAUGGUGUCGUCACCGGCCGUCUCAAUCUCCUCGCGGACAAUGGUGGCCCGCUCGCGGACCCUACGCUACGUGGGGCGAUCUUGCAAAAUCCUGCCGGGUUGUUGGGCGAACUCGAUCCCGCGUCGCGGGCUUAUGUACAGAAUGCAUAUAGCAGUGGCUUUUCAAAGGUUUUUAUUUUUGCAGCCGGAUGUCUCGCGGCUGGAGCAUUGGCGACUUUUGGGUUGUUGCACGAGUUCCCUUCAGAACUCGCAGCCGAUACUCAAGACGCGCAGAAAGGAGAUGUUGAACCGGAUGAAGUGAAGUCUAGCGACAUUGAAUCGGGGAGGCAGCUUGGUGUCGACGGGCAUAGAAUCACGGUCUACACGGAGAAGGGCGACGUUGAAUCAGGGAAGCAGCUUGACGUUGAAGAGCAUAAAAUCACGGACGACACGGAGAAGGGUGAUAUUGAAUCAGGGAAGCAGCUUGAUGUUGAUGAGCAUAAAACCGCGGACUACACGGAGAAGAGCGACGUUGAAUUAGGGAAGCAGCUCGAUGUUGAUGAGCAUAAUAUCGCAGACGACACGGAGAAGCAAGUUCAAUCUUAUUCUCAAGCAAUUGAUGGCAUCGAUGACAAGAACGUCAGUAUUUCUCUGCUGCAAAUUGCGAGUGAGCCUCUGCAUGAUCAGAAUUCGGGAGGUGAUAUCAUGCCCGUUGAUUCUGUGCAGGGAUCGUCUGGAUCUAGCUCUCAUCUUUCAACGACGCUCGAUUCUGUAGCCUAG